GAGUACCAACAAAAAGAUUGAAUCGAUUUUUGGCGCCUGAAAAAUUUUUAUAUUCUCUUUUCUCUCCUUGUAUCCGAUCAUCGAAAAUCCAUCUACAGUUACCUGUACCGGGUGCUGGAGGCUAGGGUUUUGGCUUAUUCGGUCGAGCUUCCUAUUCCAAAUGCCUAAACUUCGAUGAAGAGGAAAAGUUCUCAAAUUAACACCGAACAUCCAUCUCCAAUCCGUUCUUCUUUUCCAAGAGGUUUCUACGGUGUUCAGGCUUCUAAAACUCGAUUCAAGUAUGCAGAAUGUCGAACUACCAAAGGGAUUGGCUGCAAAGAAAGAGUAAGAUUUACAGAUCUUGUUAAUGAUGAUGAAUUACAGGAAUCUGCUUCAGUUCCUCUACAAAGAAAUUAUGCUCCAAGAUCUGAUGACCCCAAAACAUCAGAAUAUGCUUUCUUUAAGAAAUUAAAGAGCGAUGCAAAUCAUAGGUUUCACUCCCAUGCUCUGCAUCAAGAUGAAAACCAAUCCCUGAAUCUCAAACCAAGUGACUAUUCUAGAGAGAGAACUAACAUUAUUGAGAACAGCUAUAACGAUUUCAAGUCCCCAGUGCUCCCUAAAAAUGUAACACCUGAGAAUUUUGUGUCAUUCCUCUCACCACUUAGUAACGCAUCAAAGAAGUCAGGGCUAGACAUGAAGAGAGUUGGGACAACAAUGGUGGAUAUACACCGCACACUGGAAAAUAAGGAAUAUGGUGCUCAGUGCAAGAAUGCUGACGUCUUUUUCAGAAAAAGGCAGAAACUACGCCAGUUGGUAGCAAAUACCUCAUUCUCUGAAGUUGAUGAACUCUGUUCUAAGGGGUGUGAUUUUGUUUCUGUGCUGCUCAGUAAGCUGUUCCCUGAGAGCAACAAAGGGAAGAGUUUUGAGGAUGUAAAGACGGGGAAAUUAGAAAUUGAUACAAAUUGUAAGCCACUUGCUUCUCCAGAGACAGAUGUGGACUUCAAGAUAUCUAACUGGAUGACAAGAAGGAAUUUUAUGGAACUUGAAUUUGAACCUUCAUUGGAUGUUGGAUUUUCUUCUUGUUGGUUGGGAAUGCCAAGAGAGAGAGACGUCCCAAAUUUCCGGUCUCAAAGCUGUCAUUCCCACAGAACCUAUCUUGACAACGUAAUAAUGGAGGUUGACUAUGAAUUAGGAGAAAGAGCUGCCCCAAUUUUAUGCAUUGAAGGUGAUUCAGCUUUUGACUUUCAUGUCAGAAAACAUAGAUCAUUUACAUCGAGGCAUCUUAAGGGAUUGGAUGAAUUCCAUUGUCCAAUUGAACCUUUGCUUGGAAGACAGCGCCACACCUUUCUACUUGGUUAUGAUUAUGAUAACAUGAUAGACAAAAGCAAAUUAUCUAUGCCUUGUCAAGAUACAGAGCUGGCCUUGCAUCCCGAUCUAUCUAGUUCAUAUGGUGAUCAACAACAGGGACUGGAUAACAGUUUUACUGUGGGUGGAUUAAAUUCCCUGUUUUCAUAUUGUCCUCCGAACCUGCCAUCCCUUCAGUUCUCUCCUUCGGCUGGCAUCAGGAGCCACAACUUUGGAAAAUGCUUUCCUGAAGUUAAGGAUGACAUAGUUGCAGUUAUUAACAAAUUUUCUUUAUCCUUAUCACACCCAGCAAACCAUCUGAAUUUGGACGAGUGUUCUCCUUGUGACACCACAUGCAAAGGUGGCAUCUUGCUUUCUCCUGAAAAUCACCUAUGGUUUGUGAGAAAGGUUCUGAAUGAGGAGCAUCAUUGUUCGGGUACAGAAGCUCUCUUUUCAACUGGACCUGAUUUUUACUUAGAGCCAAUGCACAUACCAGUAAGCUGUUCCUUGAGAGAUCAUUAUAAGUACACUUGGCAUGCUCAUAAAUUUCACCAAAAUGAAGGCAUGCCUUCACACUUUUUAAUUGGAGAUAAGAAUGUGAAUUACUUAGAUGGUUUAAGUCACAGGGGACUCAUGAAUCAUGAAGAUAUGAUUGAUAUCCCUGACUGGUCAUCCUUUUAUUUCCAGAUGUCUGUUAACAAAGAGAAGAUAUGUCCCUUACUGCUUAGUGGAUCUGAAUGAAUUAUAUUCUGAUGCCAAAUAAAAUGAAAUUUUGAUAAA
This is a messenger RNA of Hevea brasiliensis (rubber tree), 2103 nucleotides long. RefSeq lists its product as uncharacterized. Lineage: Eukaryota; Viridiplantae; Streptophyta; Magnoliopsida; Malpighiales; Euphorbiaceae. The transcript has 8 exons. The coding region runs from base 175 to 2064 and encodes 629 amino acids. The record is from RefSeq and is a predicted model, not a curated record.